GCCUCUGCUUGAGGACCCACCCUGUCCAUCAUCAUCGCUGAAGUCAGAGUCAUAGCCACCACCUCCGUGCACCUAAGAUAAUCAGAAAAGAGAAGAGAAAAAGGAGGAAGAUUAUGGAAAAUACGUCUUCGUAUCCUUUUACAUGCAUAUUAAUACUGGCUUUGUCACUUUGUUGUUUCAAAUUAAGAUGCUGUUUUGGGGAUAUUAAAACUGAAUGUUGUAGAUCUAUAGGCUACAAACUGAAGUGCCUCUGGAACAGUUCUUUGGUUUGGUCACUUUAUAUGAAACUGUGCGUGAAAAGCCUAAUUCAUCAAUUAACAUUUCUUCAAUAUUUAUGAGAGUUCAGGCUAUUAUCCAUCACAAAAACAUGGUUCAAUGAAUAAUCUAGACCUUUUGAAAGAAACAGGACGAGUACAACACCAGACAUUGACUUUCAUUUUAGAACAAAUGGCCCAGUUACACUUGAUGAUGAUUAAUUGGGAUAAUAUCGUUCAUUUCCGCUGAGGGAGAUUAUGAGGACGCAUGUAGGCGUUUGAACUGUGGAUGGAAAAUAAAGAGGGUUAUUAUGCUAUUUGAACGUUUCCAUAGAAUUGAGUCCCUGGGUCAUUAGAGGUGGCAGGGGUGAAAGUUCGCCACUGUCUGGGAACAGAAGUCCAGUGUUUCAUGAACUCAACAGAGCGGAUAAUGUGGGACUGAGGAAAGACAGAAAGUUUGGGACAAAUGAUAUAAAGAGCAUCAUUUGUUGUCUGAGAAAAGAAGAAAUAUUUAUGAAAUUCAGAAUUGUGUUUUUCCAUGUAUGUUAGUCCACGACUAUAAAUAAAUUCACUAUUAUAAAUUCAUUAUCUGGGCAGUAAGACUACGAAGAAAAGAUUUUUGGUGGUAAAAAUAUAAAUUCUGAAGAAAGAAUUGAAGUUUUAUCAAACAUUUCUGUGCAGUCACUCAUUUAAUAUUUUAUGUUUAUUUUAAUCAUGUGGACUAAGCUCGUCUUCUUUUCUCAGUUAAUGUCAUUAUUAUGCCAAAGCAGGGAAGAAAAGAGGCAGCAUUUGAAUGAGUGAGGCAGGUGCAUUUGCACAGAGCUCAUGAAUAGCCGCUUCCCAUUUGCCAUGCACGGCUCUGAAGCGCGCAUAAAUAAUAGCUGGCACUGCUGAUAAAAAAGCGCACCUUGGGGCCUCCCCCCCUUCUCCUCCUUCCCUCUCUCUUUCUUCCCUUCUCUUUCUCUCUCACGGGAAUUUACGCUUUUAUUUUUUUUCCUUUCAUGGCUGCAGCUUUGAGUCUGCAAGACAACUUCUUUGUAUGCAGCAGACUAAUUAGAAAUAGAGUUUUUUUAGCAGCGUAUUUUCAUUUGGGAGAUUGAGAUAAUUCCUUUUCAUGACAAAAAUCUGAGAGUGUAUUCUGCUCUUAUGUCCUGUCUGUCCCGCAUUUGUAAUCCUGCGCUUUGCAGAACGAAUCCGCUGGACUGGUGCCUUCCUAUUGAGACGCAAGAAGCAUAGACACAAGCCUGCAUCCGAGCGCAACAACACCAGCCUCUAUCGUUAAAAUAAACAAGAUCUAUACAAAUAUAUAAAUAUAAAAAAAUAAGAAAACACUGCAAGAUUGCCUGUUAAAUCCUGUGUUUACUGUUCGCGGAUUUUGCCGAGAAGUUGCAUGUGCAGGAGUGACAGUACUCGGCCGGGACAGAAGGAAUGGGAUACCCGGGCAGAGCAGUGAGAAGAUGGAGAGGAUGGACGCUCUUGGUUUGGGUCGUCGCUGUCAGCUUGGUUGUAGCAGACGGACGGAGAGUGAGGCAGCCGAGAUGUCCCUCUGGAUGUAUUUGCACCAAAGAUAAUGCCCUGUGUGAGAAUGUAAGAUCCGUGCCUCACACUUUCCCCUCCGACGUCUUUUCAAUAUCUUUUGUCAAGUCUGGAUUUAAUGAAAUCACAGGGGGAAGCUUUGUUCACACGCCUGCCCUGCAUCUGCUGUUGUUUACAGCAAACUCCUUUGACAUCAUUGAUGAAGAUGCAUUCCUUGGUUUACCGCAUCUUGAAUAUCUAUUUAUUGAAAAUAACAAAAUUGCGUCGAUAUCUCCAUUUGCAUUCCGGGGCCUGAAAGCACUGAUACAUCUGAGUCUGGCUUACAACAAUCUUGAGACGCUGCCCAAGGAUGUCUUCAAGGGCAUGGAUGCUUUGACCAAAGUGGAUCUACGAGGCAACAACCUGAUAUGUGACUGCAAACUCAAAUGGCUGGUGGAGUGGAUGCACCACACCAAUGCCACCCUGGAUGAGAUCUACUGCAGUGGCCCGCCCAUUCACCAGGGGAAGAAGAUCAAUGACCUGUUGCCACACUCUUUUGAUUGCAUCACAGCAGAGUUUGCCCCCUAUCAGUCGCUGAAGUUCGAGUCCAUUUCAGUCGAGGCCUUCACCUUCGGUAAAGAUCAGUAUGUUGUGUUCCCCCAGCCGUUUGCUGGGACGUGCAGCUUCCUGGAAUGGGAUCACGUUGAGAUGACCUUCAGAACCUAUGACACCAUUGAAAGCACCUCCACAGUGGUCUGCAAGCCCAUGGUGAUCGACAACCACCUCUUUGUCAUCGUGGCCCAGUUGUUUGGGGGCUCACACAUUUACAAGCGUGACACCUCCGCCAACAAGUUCAUCAAGAUCCAGGACAUUGACAUCCUGAAGAUUCGCAAACCCAACGACAUCGAGACGUUCAUGAUCGAUGGGGAGUCUUUCUUUGUCAUCGCCGACAGCUCUAAGGCCGGCUCCACAACAGUGUACAAAUGGAACGGCAACGGCUUCUACUCCCACCAGUCACUCCACCCGUGGUACCGGGACACAGAUGUAGAAUAUUUAGAGAUCUCCAACAAACCUCACCUGAUCUUGUCCAGCAGCUCCCAGAGGCCUGUUGUGUACCAGUGGAACAGGAGCCAGAAACAGUUUGACCGCAGGACUGACAUACCAGAGAUGGAGGACGUCUUCUCCGUCAAACACUUUCGGGUCAAAGGUGAUCUGUUUAUAUGCUUAACAAGAUUCAUCGGGGACUCCAAGGUGAUGCGCUGGGACGGUGCCAUGUUCAAGGAGGUCCAGACAUUUCCGUCCCGUGGCUCUAUGGUGUUCCAGCCUGUCUCCAUUGGCAAGUGGCAGUAUGCCAUCUUGGGCAGCGAUUACUCACUGACGCAGGUCUACCAGUGGGACACCAAGAGGGGCCAGUUUCUCCCAUCUCAGGAGCUGAAUAUCCAGGCGCCUCGAGCAUUUUCUGUGGUUUCCAUUGAUGACCGGGUGUUCCUGCUCGCAUCCAGCUUCAAGGGAAAAACUCAGAUAUACGAGCACCUCAUGAUUGAUUUGAGUAAUUAACCCCAUCAUCAGUUGAGGACAAAUUAUGUACACUACCAUUUAAAUGUGAUUUUGUUUAACUUGUCAGUCCAAUUUGAAUCCCCUAGCAAUUCCCACCUCGUUCUCCAUGUGAUAAUUACCCAGAGUGCAAACUGGCUAUCUUUCAGGAAAAACAAACUAUCAUAUCAGUGUUUUUGUCUGAUAUUCAACCUUGUAGGCCUACAACAGUACCUUGACCUACAGUAUGUUUUUGCUAUACUGUUUUUAUUUCUCUUAUCUGAAUUUUAUAGGAAAGAUCUAGGAAUCUGGUAGAGCCGAUAACCAUGUAACAAGAGCUAAAUGCUUCAAUAUUUCAUGGGAAAAGGAGGCAAAAUGCAUCCAGGGUAGCACAUGCAGUUGUAUCCAAAAAACACUAUGGACACAAGAGCCAGUUUUUCUUUCAUUUAAGUCUUCUUUAGUUAAACAAGGCAUUUCAGGAAAAUUACUUUGCAGUAAAAAUAGAUCAUUUAGCACGGGAUGCAACCUCUACUGUGAGGUAUUAGGAUGUUGAUCUCAUUUACCCGCUGGGCAGCUAGUUAACCUGUGUUCUUUUGUUACUUUAAACUUAAAGAAGUAACGCUAAUAUAUGAAACAAAGAGUCCACUAAACAUUGUGAGAAACUGUGAAAACAAAAAACGUCUCAAUUCUGUCUAUUCUCAGAUAAGCAAGACUGUGUGCAUGAUACAGAUACUCAUAGUGUUGAUUCCUGAUGAAUGACUCACUAGAAGCAUCCCACUGUGUCAACCCGCCCUCUCUCUUUCACUGCACCCUUGCCCCUUUUCUCCCUCACUGACAAAACCAUUGUUGUCUUUACUCCACAACUAAAAGCCAACCACUGUGCAGCACCUACUACCUGUGCUUUCACACGGUCCUCUUAUUCUGACACAAAAGAAACAGAAAAUCGAUAACAAUUUAACCACUUCACUGACAACAGUUUGCCAAAUACAGUGUUUAUGUUUUUACAAUACUGUGUAAAGUACUUUAUAUGAUAUUGCUUUUGUAUGUAGAGGGGACCACACUCAAUGUUUUAUUUUUCAUAGACUUUUUUCAUAUAGUGUAGAUAUUAAAAAAAGUAAAAUAAAAAACAAAAACAAGGAUCACCUCCUUAGACACUGUGUAACAUGCAACUUCUGCAAAACAGUAUAGGCUUACUUGUCAGUCUAAUCUAGUUAGGUAAGGAUAGAGGAUAUUCUUUAUUUCUUUGUCAUCUUGCUUAUUGUGUUUUAUGUACAGUAGUAAUAAAAUACUAAA
Toxotes jaculatrix (banded archerfish) is the source of this 4595-nucleotide messenger RNA. It is a transcript of the gene lgi1b, whose product is annotated as leucine-rich, glioma inactivated 1b. Gene Ontology annotation, biological process: myelination. The transcript has 11 exons. The record is from RefSeq and is a predicted model, not a curated record. Gene Ontology annotation, molecular function: protein binding. The coding region runs from base 1683 to 3326 and encodes 547 amino acids. Lineage: Eukaryota; Metazoa; Chordata; Actinopteri; Toxotidae.